AAAUCUAAGCCGUUUGCUUGCAGGAAUCAAGGAACCAACACAAAAUGAACGGUUAAAGAUCUAUCCGACAUUCCUCGUGAAAUGAUUCCGCAUUUCUGUUCUGUCUCUUUUGCUUGUUCCUCUCCUCGUCCUUCAAUCAUCAUCAUCUGAAACUCCAGAGUUCCCUUCUUUUUACUUGGAGAAUCUAUCGAUCAUGUCGAGAUUUUCUCUAGUUAUCUUUUGCUUUCUCUUUGUCUCAACGAUUGUCAGAGCCACCGAUGUCGAGUACUGCGAUGGUAACAAAGAGUAUGAAGUAAAGGUCCAAGGAGUUAAUAUAUUGCCUUAUCCUAUAGUUAGAGGCGAGCCAGCUACUUUCAGCAUUUCUUCUAACACAGACAAUGUGAUCUCAAGCGGAAAGCUGGUGAUCGAAGUGUCAUACUUUGGAUGGCAUAUUCAUUCUGAGACACAUGAUCUUUGUGAUGAAACAAAAUGUCCAGUGGCAGUUGGAGAUUUCUUGGUAGCGCACUCGCAAGUUCUACCCGGUUAUACUCCUCAUGGUUCAUACUCACUUAAAAUGAAGAUGGUUGAUGGGCACAAGAAGGAGUUAACAUGCAUCAAAUUCUCAUUUGAGAUUGGACUUGUUUCAUCCUUGGCCGCCUACAUUUAGAGCUACAAUCUUGCUUGCUGGAAUCACUCCAUUUUUACUUUGUAUAAAAAAGAAAAACAUUCUCUCUUCUUCAAAAUUGUUUAUCAAAAAAAAAAAACAUUUGAAAAUUCUCAAUCUUGUUCUCACGGUGGACCAUUUAGAAAAAAUCAAAGUUAAAUAAGUUCCUGACAUCAUUCAAUCAAAUUAAAUGUUCACCAAAUUGCUAGACUGUGGAGUAGAUAUUUUGAACUAGCAUAUAGAAAAAAAUUGUUCCUAAGAUGAAUUUCAAAACAAUGAUCAAACAUAAACACCAUUACUAACAUUCGCACGUGCGAGCUACUCUUGACACGUGUUAAUGUCCUAAUACUUUUUCUUCUCUCCCUCCCGACAGAAACACAAAAGCAGCUUCUCUCCUCCUCGCAGCGAAUCCCUCAAAGAACCACAUGGCCAACUUCGAUGGUCCAGGAUUCUCAAUGGUUGACGAAUCUUGGAUCCAGACCAAAGCCAUCGACAUAGAACCCUCAACCGACAUCUCUCCUUACCUCUCCCGUAUCCUAGAAGACUGCGUCUGGAACGGGAACAGAGCCAUCGUCUUCGACGUCUACUGGGACGUUGAAUCAGUGAACACAAAGUCCGAGCAGCGUCUCUCCUCAGUGAAGCUAAGCACCAAGAACCUCUGUCUCUUCCUCCGUCUACCAAACCAGUUCACCGACAACCUCAAGGACCUCUACCGCUUCUUUGCUUCCAAGUUCGUCACGUUCGUCGGCGUCCAGAUCGGUGAGGAUCUUGUUCUGCUUAAAGAGAAUCACGGGAUUGUGAUCAGAAGCUCUCUGGAGAUUGGGAAGUUGGCUGCUGUGGCUAGAGGAACUCCUAUUGUGGAGUUUCUUGGAGCUAGAGAGUUGGCUCAUAAGAUACUUUCGUGUGAUAUGAGUAGACUUGAUUCGAUUCAGUCUAAGUGGGAUGAAGCUGGGGGUGAUGAUCGUCUAGAAGCUGCAGCUAUUGAAGGCUGGCUUAUUUACAAUGUCUAUGAUCAGUUGCAGCAGUGAGGAGAUGUUGUGAUAUGUCACAACCUAACAUUUUAUUUCUUGAUCAAAUGGAUGUGUGACAUUGUGCAUUUUGAUCUUGCUAUGAGUGAACAAGAUCAUGUCUGAAUAAAAGAUAUACUAAAGUCAA
This is a messenger RNA of Brassica napus (rape), 1798 nucleotides long. RefSeq names its product putative phosphatidylglycerol/phosphatidylinositol transfer protein DDB_G0282179. Bases 194 to 646 code for a protein of 150 amino acids. Gene Ontology annotation, molecular function: sterol binding. The transcript has 5 exons. The record is from RefSeq and is a predicted model, not a curated record. NCBI's taxonomy places the organism in Eukaryota, Viridiplantae, Streptophyta, Magnoliopsida, Brassicales, Brassicaceae. Gene Ontology annotation, biological process: intracellular sterol transport.